GACAUUAGUUACCGCCCCUUUUCGAUAAUAGUUGUUUGUUGAAAAUGGUAGCUAACAAACUCGCUUCACCAGAUAUUAGCUAGCUAUUUCUUCAAGUUAACAUACAGUAUUUAUUUUGGAGUGAUUUUUUUUCUGGAUGGGGUUUCAGCGGUUCUAGCUGCCACAAUCGACAGAUCCAUGUCUUUUCUGCGUUGGGUCUCAGAGAAAUUGAGUGUGGAGAACCUGAGGGAUUUUGAGUUUUUUGGAGAGCAAGCUCAGGGAAACUCUCACAGGAAAGCCCAUGAAGACAGCCACGAGAGCCUGACCUCAGUCCCACGGCGGGACACCAUGGGAAGCUUCCUCCCCGACAGCAGCGCCUAUGAGCUCCUGACCAUCAUCGGUCGAGGCCUGGAGGACUUGAUGACCGUCAACCUUGCCAGAUACAGACCCACAGGGGAACACGUAGCAAUCCGUCGGAUUGACCUGGAGUCCUGCACCAAUGAAAUGGUCAACUACCUGCAGGCUGAGCUCCAUGUAUCUAAGCUGUUCCACCACUCCAGCAUCCUGCCCUACAGGAGCAUCUUCAUAGCAGAGAACGAGCUGUGGGUCAUCUCUCCCUUCAUGGCCUAUGGGUCAGCCAGAGACCUGAUCAGCAGCCACUUCACUGAUGGGAUGAAUGAGCUGGCCAUCGCCUACAUCCUACUGGGCAUGCUCAAAGCCCUGGACUACAUUCACCACAUGGGCUAUGUACACCGGAGCGUGAAGGCCAGCCACGUGUUGAUCUCGGUAGACGGUCAGGUGUGUAUGUCUGGUCUGAGGAGCAUCAUCAGUCUGAUCCGUCACGGCCAGCGGGCCAGAGUGGUCCAUGACUUCCCCCAGUACAGCAUCAAGGUGCUUCCCUGGCUCAGCCCAGAGGUGCUGCAGCAGGUAACUCCAUACCACACCUGGCUAACAUACAAUACCUUGCUUUUAAACUAUAAUACCUUAAUUUGUUUAUCGGUCAACCCUGGUAUGUGUCAGAAUCUGCAGGGAUACGACUUCCGGUCAGACAUCUACAGUCUUGGCAUCACAGCCUGUGAGCUAGCCAAUGGACAUGUGCCCUUCAAAGACAUGCCAGCCACACAGAUGUUGCUGGAGAAGCUUAACGGGACAGUCCCCUGUCUGUUGGACACCACCACCAUCCCCCCAGAGGAGCUGACCAUGAAGCCCUCCCGUUCUGGAGCUGACUCUGGGAUCUGUGAGGGCCCCAGCACCAGAGGGGCCCACCACUCUAACGGAGAGCCCUCCUCGGGGAGCCACCCCUACAGUCGUACCUUCUCUCCCCACUUCCAUGCUUUUGUGGAGCUGUGUCUACAGAGGGACCCAGAGAAGAGACCCUCAGCCAGUGCUCUCAUUGGUCAUUCCUUCUUCAAACAGAUCAAGCGUCGGCCAUCGGAGGCUCUGCCUGAGCUGUUCCGGCCCGUAACGCCCAUCACAGGCUUUGAGAGUACCCAGCCUCAGGACGCUGCCUCUGUACUGGCCAGCCUGGAGUCUGGCCUCAGCCACAUGGAUGUGGAUGACUGGGACUUCUGACCACAGAGGAACAGGAAAGAGGUGUGUGUUGUAACCAGGAGAUGCCCUGAGAAGACUUCAGACUGGAUUUACGCUUUGUUCUUAUUAAAUGGUCCAUGUAAAUAAUUCAAAGCAGUUUCUCCUCCCUUUGACUGGGUUUAAAAGCCAGCUGCCACCUCACCUCCUUGCUAUCCUCACCUCCUUGCUAUCACUCUAGUCUAAAAGAUGCAUGAGCAGACAGACCCUUGCACUGACUGACACCCAAUUCCUCUCACGCACACAUCUCUCCAAAUUCGACUAAAGCUCCAGACGGGGGAGUAUGUCCAGUCCACUCUUUCACUUGUCAAUGGAGAUGUUCCAUUAAAGGUAGGGUCAAGUACAGCUCAGGAGUCUCCCUGCUCUAUCUAGAGCCAUCUGUUGACAUUAAAGACCAGGAACUGACCGCAUUACCAAGGGUUGAUCCAAUCAGCCAUCUAGCCAGCACAACAGAUGGAAGAUUCCAGAGGUUUGUCCAAGGCUAUCACGAACCAGACAGUGUUUGCAUUUCCUCACAGCUGUUCAUACAGAGCCAUCAGUUUUACUGGAGGGAAGAAAAAAAAUCUGUUUCUACCUGAACCUCAACUUGCUUUGCUAUCUUCAGUUAACACUAGACUGUGCCAACUGAGGUCCAUGUAUUUGAUUAACCUUCUUGUUAUUGGCCAUUUUUGUCCUGCAAAAAAUGUGAAUGUUGCAACAAAAAAGUGAAUGUUACAAUGAUGCUUGUUUCAGAUAGUUUGUCUGGGUUUCAAGAAGGGAAAGUGUUGGGAGUGUCAACUAUUUUACUUGAUAAUAAAUACCUUUCACCUCA
Messenger RNA from Oncorhynchus kisutch (coho salmon), 2377 nucleotides. Its product is annotated as STE20-related kinase adapter protein alpha. The transcript is spliced from 12 exons. The record is from RefSeq and is a predicted model, not a curated record. The coding region runs from base 178 to 1551 and encodes 457 amino acids. Lineage: Eukaryota; Metazoa; Chordata; Actinopteri; Salmoniformes; Salmonidae. Gene Ontology annotation, cellular component: serine/threonine protein kinase complex. Gene Ontology annotation, biological process: protein export from nucleus; activation of protein kinase activity; protein phosphorylation. Gene Ontology annotation, molecular function: ATP binding; protein serine/threonine kinase activator activity; protein kinase activity.